This is a messenger RNA of Babesia bigemina, 450 nucleotides long. Its product is annotated as Mitochondrial intermediate peptidase 1. The transcript has 2 exons. Lineage: Eukaryota; Apicomplexa; Aconoidasida; Piroplasmida; Babesiidae. Bases 1 to 450 code for a protein of 149 amino acids. The record is from RefSeq and is a predicted model, not a curated record.
AUGCAGCUCCUAAGACCUACUACAGCUACAAUUCGCUAUGUGACUGGCUGUUCUAAAGCAGUAGUUUCUUUGAGGACGUCAACUCCCCCCUCAUCGCAUCAUUGCCGCACCUUUGUGACAUGUCCCAAAGUUGAGAGGUCGCUAUUCUACCUAGGAGCUAAGACGCCAUCCGAUUUAGUUCGCAUAGGGCAGGAAGCAGUUGCUGCUUCAUCCGACAUCAUUGCUGAUGUGGGUGAUCGUCCUCAAGAUGGUGACGUGGAAGGCAGGGAUUUGAUAUACACGAUCGACCACAUAUCCAAUACGCUGUGUCUGGUAGCGGAUCCGUGUGAAUUGUUGCGACACGUCCACCCCGACGAUGAGUGGCGCGCCGCCGCCAAUGCGACUGUCGAGGAAGUCUCGGCGUUCAUAAGCCGCGUCAACAUCGACGAAAAGGCAAGUGUUUACAUUUGA